UGCCCUCGCCCUCCCCUUCCUUUUUCUCUUCCGGGGACGGUGCUUAGAGGCACUCAGAAUGGUCCAGCGUUUGACUUACCGUCGUAGGCUUUCCUACAACACAGCCUCCAACAAAACUAGGCUGUCCCGAACUCCCGGCAACAGGAUUGUUUACCUUUACACCAAGAAGGUUGGGAAAGCACCUAAAUCAGCAUGCGGUGUGUGCCCAGGCCGACUCCGAGGGGUUCGUGCUGUGAGACCAAAAGUCCUCAUGAGAUUGUCUAAGACAAAGAAGCAUGUCAGCCGGGCCUAUGGUGGCUCCAUGUGUGCCAAGUGUGUCCGUGACAGGAUCAAGCGGGCUUUCCUUAUUGAGGAGCAGAAAAUUGUUGUGAAAGUGUUGAAGGCACAAGCACAGAGCCAGAAAGCAAAAUAAACAUGCAGCUUUUUAAUAAAGGUCAAGGCUUUGUCCGUG
This is a messenger RNA of Myodes glareolus (Bank vole), 451 nucleotides long. NCBI's taxonomy places the organism in Eukaryota, Metazoa, Chordata, Mammalia, Rodentia, Cricetidae. The record is from RefSeq and is a predicted model, not a curated record.